This is a messenger RNA of Phalaenopsis equestris, 1656 nucleotides long. RefSeq names its product sugar transport protein 13-like. Gene Ontology annotation, biological process: monosaccharide transmembrane transport. Gene Ontology annotation, cellular component: membrane. Lineage: Eukaryota; Viridiplantae; Streptophyta; Magnoliopsida; Asparagales; Orchidaceae. The record is from RefSeq and is a predicted model, not a curated record. Gene Ontology annotation, molecular function: monosaccharide transmembrane transporter activity.
GGUGUGACAUCAAUGAAUGAUUUUUUGAGAAAGUUCUUCCCCAAGGUGUAUAGAAAGAAGAAUGAAAAAGGGUUAGAGAGCAACUAUUGUAAAUAUGAUAACCAGGGUUUGCAGCUCUUCACAUCCUCCUUGUACCUCGCCGGCCUCACCGCCACCUUCUUCGCCUCCUACACCACACGCCGGCUUGGUCGGCGGCUCACCAUGCUCAUCGCCGGUUUCUUCUUCAUUGGUGGCGUUAUUUUUAAUGGCGCUGCGCAGGAUUUGGGCAUGCUCAUUGUUGGUCGUCUUCUUCUUGGUUGCGGCGUCGGCUUCGCUAAUCAGGCGGUGCCCCUGUUCUUAUCUGAGAUCGCCCCCACCAGAAUUCGCGGCGGGCUUAACAUCCUCUUCCAGCUCAACAUCACCAUCGGCAUCCUCUUCGCCAAUCUAAUCAACUACGGAACCUCCAAAAUCCACCCAUGGGGUUGGCGCCUCUCCCUCGCCCUCGCCGGCAUCCCCGCUCUCCUCCUCACCGUCGGCGCCCUCCUCGUCGUCGACACCCCGAACAGCCUCAUCGAGCGCGGCCGGGUCGAUGAAGGCCGCGCCGUGCUCCGCCGCAUACGUGGCACCGACAACGUGAACGCAGAGUUCGACGAAAUCGUGCAAGCCAGCCACGCCGCUCGCCAGGUUAAGCAUCCCUUCCGCAAUCUCUGCCAGCGGCGUAAUCGACCGCAGCUUGUUAUAGCCAUAGCGAUGCAGAUUUUCCAGCAGUUCACGGGCAUCAACGCCAUCAUGUUCUACUCGCCGGUGCUGUUCAACACACUCGGGUUUGAGAGCGAUGCCUCGCUGUACUCCGCCGUCAUUACGGGCGCAGUCAACGUGGUUUCCACGCUGGUGUCGAUCUACUCGGUGGAUCGGGUGGGCCGGCGAGCGCUGCUGCUCGAGGCUGGGGUGCAGAUGUUCUUCUCGCAGGUGGUGAUAUCGGUGGUGUCGGCAUUCGCGUGGUCUUGGGGCCCUCUGGGUUGGCUAAUACCCAGCGAGACAUUCCCGCUGGAGACGAGGUCGGCCGGGCAGAGCGUCACCGUGUGCACCAACCUCCUCUUCACCUUCGUCAUCGCUCAGGCCUUCCUCUCCAUGCUCUGCCACAUGAAAUACGGCAUCUUCGCCUUCUUCUCAGCGUGGGUUGUCAUCAUGUCCGUCUUUGUCCUCUUCUUCUUGCCGGAGACGAAGAAUGUGCCGAUUGAGGAGAUGACGGAGAGGGUGUGGAAGCGACACUGGUUCUGGAAGCGCUUUGUAGAAGAUGCCGAGUUGGAGGGAUUGGAGGGGGAUGAUGGUAAGUAUGGCAAAACCAAGGAGGUGGAAUUGGCUUAGUGAUAGUUGGGAGAUAAGUUAUUAUUAUUAAUGGAUGUGAAAGAUUGGAUGAUCAAAACGAUUGUAAAAUCUAACUUACAUUAUCGUCAUCUGUAUAAAAUAUGAUGUACGGGUUGAAUUAAUUUGCUUUUUAUGUUGUGGGGAUGAUGAUGAACUCUGCGUUUGGAAAGAGUUCACGGCGAAUGUUGACAUCCACAUGAGUUGUUAUAUAUGUAUAUGGUUCGGUAAGAAGUGCCCAACCAUCAAGUUAUCAUCUUAUCCGUAUCAAAAUACAAGUUUUAAUAGUGCUUUCUUUUUCUUCGAGCAUUG